This is a messenger RNA of Choloepus didactylus (southern two-toed sloth), 2553 nucleotides long. RefSeq lists its product as uncharacterized. The record is from RefSeq and is a predicted model, not a curated record. Lineage: Eukaryota; Metazoa; Chordata; Mammalia; Pilosa; Megalonychidae. The coding region runs from base 178 to 1803 and encodes 541 amino acids. The transcript is spliced from 2 exons.
UUGGAGAAUGGGCAGGGAGCCUGUGCCGGGCCUUGUGCCCACUACUGCAGUCGCCUUGUUCACUCUUGUUUUUAACCGUCUAAAGGUGUGUGUGUGGGUGUGACUGAGUGUAGUGUACACUGCUUGAUGCCCCCGCACCCAGGCCACAAUGGUUAGGAGUUCCCCCCACGUGCAGACAUGGAUCACACAGUCUUGAAGCCCAGGGGGCCAUUGUGGGCAUCACCUGGAUCAGGGAAGCUUCUGGCCAUUGAGUUUUGCUGGAGAGAAGCUGCCUUGUUGCAGGAAACAGGAGGAAAAGGCAGAGAUUCAGGGGAUCCCUGGACCUGCACUCGACACCCGACAUUCCCCCUCCUGCCUGGGGAAACCCGGUUCCUACCAUCCACCGCUGAGUCCUCGAUGAUCCACCGACAUCUGUGGACCCACAAUCGAGGUCCUUGGGGAGACCAACCACCUGCACAACCCCUGACCCAACCGCCCAGCUUCCAGCUCCCGUGGAUCCACCAGCAGUGGUGGGAGAACACACACCGGUCCUCGGAAGACAGCCUGUGUGCACCACGGCAAUCAAUACUGUGCACUCUCAAGACGCCAACACAUCGGCAGCUGCAGACCAACAAUCGGCAAGGCUUGGACCACACGCUCCCUGUGGAACCAGUGUACCAACCACACAACUUCAAGCCGCCACCGAUCAUCCUGAAGACAUGGACUGAUGAUCAGUGUCCUUUGGGUGACUUUCACUGUGCUCAGGUUUUCUCGCAAUUGAACACAUUUGAUCCACCACCAAUCCACCGGCAGCCUCGCACCCGCACACGUCAACGCUUGGACGCCCUCCCACCUGAAGAACCUCUGGUCCAAGCCUCCAUCCCCACCAUGUCUGAGGACCUCUUGUCCAAACCGGCCAUCAUCAAGACCCCGCAGGUCAAGUGGCAGCUGCCGACCUGCAUUUCACACCCAGUGGGCAAUCUCCUGCCUCUGGACCCCUUGACCCAGGUUUCUGCCUUCCAGCCCCUGAUAAUCCACCAUCCGGCACGGAUCUCCACUCAAUGCCCCUUUUACCACUUCCUGUGGUCAGAACCCCUGUCCCAACCGUCCGUCACUGAGCUCCAACAGAUCCACCAGCAGCCGUUGUUCCACACCCAAUUCCCCUUGGACCCCCUCCUCCUUCCAGAACCCCUGUCCCAAGAGUCCUUUGUACCUGCAGAGAUCCACUGGCAGCCAGAGACCUGUGAUCGAUGCCCCAUGGAACUCCUCCCACCUCUGGAACCCUCAUCACAAUCCUCCAUCCUCCUGCCACUGCUGUUCCAAUGGAAAAUGGAUACCCAGAUUUCUGGGGACACCUGUCUGCUGAAGAACCCAGGAGAAGGUGACCUAGUUAAUAUUGAUGGUUUAGGGACCAGGUUUGAGGCACUGGCAGUAGCCAGAAGUGUUCACAGUGCAGUUCUGCCUCUGAGUCACCCUGCACAGGGGAUGGCAUUCCCAUGGCCAGAAGACCUUGGCCUGGGGACUGAGUCCAAGCUGCUGUCCUUGCGCUGGACCUUCUGCGGAGCCAUUUUGUUCAUCGGCGUUCUCUUGUCUAAAGCAUGGAAAGGAUGGCGAGGUCAUGAACAUCAGAUGGACCUGGAGUUGCGAGAGAUCUGCAAAACCAGAAAGCUUGUAGGAAAGUCAUUGUUGGACUGUGAGGAAGCACUUGAUCACCUGGAGUUGAACGCUAGAGUAACCAUCAGUGUUAUUGCCAAUCUGUUGGAGGAAGUCUCUGAGUUAAAUGAUGCACUCAGAGUGUGUGAGCUGGAACACUUAAGGAUUUAAAGAUCUCCCUCACUCAGCACGACCAUCGUCAAGCCCUGGGAUUCCUCUGGAACUUGUUCCCAAUUCUUAUCACCAGCUAAUGGGCUGAGGGGAACUGGAUCUCGAGGAUGUUCUUUAAAUCCUGUCCUUCCUGGGUCACCAAGCUGAGAAGGGAAAUUGGCAGCAACCAUUUGUUUUCUUGCUCACGCACUCUGCAUCUUUUAGCUCAGAGACCUCCUUCCAAAGAUUGCCAGUAACACUCAUGGUUCCUUUAGAAUUUGUCUUUUUGUUUUCAAGUGCUUCCUCACAUUUAAAAAUGACUGACCUACAAGCUUUCUGGUUUGGGAGAACUCUUGCAUCUCCAUGUCCAUCUGCUUUUCAUGAACGCACAAUCCUUGACACUCUAAAGAAGACAACUGGGUCAGAGUAUGGACUCUGCUCUGAAAGUUGUGGGUAUUCUUGGGGCCUCAAAACUGAGCGAUAGACCAUCAGUGCCCCUUGUCCAAUGUCAGCACCCUCAACCUUCAUGGCCAAAUCCAAAUCUGGCCCUUCCAUUGGAAGUUACAUUCCAGCCUGAGCUAGAAGUUUGGAUUUAUCCUUUGUGGGCAGAAGAGAAAAGACCCAUGGGGGAGGAUUAAAUUGUGUUAUAACCAUCUCUAUGUUGUGACCACCAUGAGAAGGAUCAUGAAGCCCGUGGACUCUAAACAAGGCCACCAGGAUCCAAAACCCAAGUCCACCCGUCUGAUCUCUGUGCCCGUGGGCAACUGACUC